Serpula lacrymans var. lacrymans S7.9 is the source of this 1271-nucleotide messenger RNA. RefSeq lists its product as uncharacterized. The record is from RefSeq and is a predicted model, not a curated record. Bases 121 to 1128 code for a protein of 335 amino acids. NCBI's taxonomy places the organism in Eukaryota, Fungi, Basidiomycota, Agaricomycetes, Boletales, Serpulaceae. Gene Ontology annotation, molecular function: protein binding. The transcript is spliced from 8 exons.
GAUUAUGACCGCUUGAGCUGCUGAGGCCUCGUUCAUCUUAAGUACGCCCUCAAGUCGUCAGGCUUGGUUUUACUCUAUCUUGCUAGUGUUCCUGUCAGCUUCAGACAUCAUCGUUACAUCAUGGAGACCACUGAAGAACUACAACAACUUGAAAUUAUUGCCCUGAAGUCCAUAUAUGAUUGCGAUUUUUUUGGAGUCACCUCCACCCAAAGCCUGACCGCUGCCAGGCUACCCGAAUUCAUCAUUAAAGUUCCACAUCCAGAUCCAGCCCACGGGUUAAAUAUUUAUUUCCAUUUACACACGAAGUUUCCAAACAUUUAUCCCACCUUAGCAUUGGCAUGCCCUACAUUCACUAUCCAAAAGCCAAUCAAAGAUCUGAAUAAUGAGUACGAGAGUUCACUUGCAAAAGCCAUGCAUGCGGAAGCCCAACAACUUCGUGGUUCUGAGAUGGUUUUCCAGGAACGAAGGCAAAAAGCGGAACGACAAUACAGUGAUCCUCAAGCAGCCUUGCAGAGAUUACCUAUAUCACCUGGCCUACAAUACUAUGCAAUGAGCAUGCUUGUACCUGGCAAGAAAACCCAUGUUUCUUGCCCGAGUCUUCUAGCAGAUCUUGCUGCUAUGUCGUUCCAUUCCACCGCGACCAGUAGAACACCAUCAAUUACUGUGUCUGGGCUCAAAGCGCCCAUGUACAGUAGCCAUACCCAUAGUAGCUCCCCAGAGAAGGACUAUUUCAGAACACCUGCAGGGACAAGGCAGGCAAGUCGGUGGAAGGAAGACUGGGAGGAGCUGACAUCUAGUCAUUUUAUCAUCAUCAAUUUCGACUUUAAUGUAGGGGAAAGGGGCAUUCGGAUCAGUCGUCAAAGCUCGAACAAAAUCGACUCCCGCAUAUACGCUGUCAAGGAAGUACGACUAUUUGCUGGUCCACCACCAGACAAUUUCUUGACCAAUACCACCACUGGCACCAUUUACAUGAACGCCCGGCGUGCAUUAGCCGAAAUAAAUCUGAGACUCCCGAGAAAUGCAGCUAAUGAACACUCUGACAGAUUCCUCCGAUUCCUUUCUUCACGCCAGAAGAGUUUGGCGACAGUAACAAUAAGUGGCAAUCACUCUGAGAUGCCUGAGUGCUGAUCGUUGACCUCCUUACUAGGAUCGUUAUGGCACACGUAAAUGUAAGACUGCCCAAAAGCAAGGCAAUUUCUCCAUUCCUCAACUUGCUCUCUAUCUUUCCCUUGAAUGUAUCAUUGGGUAGAAUACAAUCAAUGAUAAGUAUA